AUGCAGUCCUCUUUUAUGUUCGCGUUGGCUGUAGCCAUCCUCAGCUCGGUCACUACCGGACAACUGCUACCACCAUCAAUUGUUCCUGAAAUCCAGCCUUACCCAUCUGGUGCCCCUAUCCUUCUUGUCUCCGGCUCAUUCAACCUGGGCCCUGCAUCAUCGGAAACGGCAUAUCCAGCACCCGGUGACGGUGAUGAUGAUGAUGAGAAUGGAGAUGAUGAAAAUGACGAGGAGUCUCCAGUGAUUACAGGCUUGCCAGGUAUCCCGGGAGACCAUGAACCAAAGACUCUGGACCCUGAACCAAGUGCUACCACUCUUCGGGUACGAGGGGAUUCAUCCAUCCAGAUGCUCCCUGAGUCCACCUUGACGUCCGCAUCCAUCAUGACUCGUACAACUUCUCAAGUAACGAGCUCUGAGCAAGUUCCGUCGACUCUGAUUGAGGCUUCAACUUUGGACCCGACCUCUCUCACCCGACUAAUUCCUGAACCCAGCACGAUGUCGGCUUCUACUCUGGCUCCCAGGGCUACUCAGGCUUAUCCCAGACGAAGAAGACAGGCAAGACAUGCGGGUUAUACCAUGACGACAUCUACGAUAUCAAUCUCAGAUCCAACUUCUCGGACACAGAUUCCCCCUGAAUCUACCAUGUCGGCAACAACCCUAGCAACGGUGAAGCGAGAGCAUAACAGGCACACAAACGGCGUUUCCAACCCUCGUCCUCACCAUACGAAUCCUGUCGGGGUAUAUCCUUCUGUCCCUAGCGUUAAUCAGGCCGGUGCCGCGCCAUGA
Trichophyton benhamiae CBS 112371 is the source of this 786-nucleotide messenger RNA. RefSeq lists its product as uncharacterized. Bases 1 to 786 code for a protein of 261 amino acids. The record is from RefSeq and is a predicted model, not a curated record. The transcript has 2 exons. Lineage: Eukaryota; Fungi; Ascomycota; Eurotiomycetes; Onygenales; Arthrodermataceae.